CGUGAGCCUGUUUGCGACGAAAUUUCGUUCUCUUUCAUUCAUUCCAAUCGUUUAUCACUUAUCACCACUACCAAUAUCACCCUCAAGCGAAGCCCCUUUGCAGCAGAAGGAGACCCCGUUCUACCACCUCAGUUUGAUUUUAUACGUAUUGGUUAUUUUGUUGGCUAGGAAUCAUGGAAGUGGAGAUGGAAAAUACUACAUCGAAUGUUACUGCAGAAUCCUCUAUACCAACCUCUGAUGGUCAAAAUCCGAUUUCUCCGGUCAAUGCAACAACAUUGCCUCAUCCAAUACAACCUAUUUUACCACCAGUUAUUCCACCUUCUGUUGUACCUCCUCUAGCUCCAAUCCCUACAAUUCCUCCCUCUCUUGCUGUCCGGCCACUGGCUCCACUUCCAGUUCAGCCACCAGUUAUUAGGCCACCUGUGCCACAAAAUGGCGAGGUUGGAUCAAGUGAUUCUGAUUCAGAUCAUGAUGGCUCGGACACCAGAAUUAACCAGGGUACAGGGGAGUAUGAGAUAUCGCAAGAGAGUAGACUGGUAAGAGAGCGGCAGGAAAAAGUAAUGCAAGAACUCAUGAUGAGGAGGCGUUCUGCUGCUGUCACUGUUCCUACAAAUGAUAUGGCUGUGCGAGCUCGUCUUCGCCAUCUUGGUGAGCCCGUAACUCUCUUUGGUGAGAGGGAGAUGGAGAGAAGAGACAGGUUGCGGAUGAUUAUGGUAAAGCUAGAUGAUGCUGAUGGACAACUUGAAAGGCUGAUGAAAGCUCUUGAGGAUGAAGAGGCUGCAGCUUCUGCUCCAAAAGAUGAGGCUGAUGAAGAACUGCAAUAUCCUUUUUACACUGAAGGGUCAAAGUCUCUCCUAGAUGCCAGAAUUGAUAUUGCUAAAUAUUCUUUAGUAAGGGCAGCAUUGCGUAUUCAACGUGCCCAGAGAAAAAAAGAUGAUCCAGAUGAAGAUACGGAUGCAGAGAUGGAUUUGGCAUUGAAACAGGCUGAUAAUCUGAGUCUUGAAUUCAGUGAAAUUGGAGAUGAUCGGCCACUUUCAGGUUGCUCCUUCUCACGCGAUGGAAAAUGGCUUGCUACUUGUUCUCUAACUGGAUCUGCCAAGUUGUGGAGCAUGCCUAAAGUAAGAAAAUUUUCUACCUUUAAGGGGCACACCGAGCGUGCUACUGAUGUUGCUUAUUCACCUAUGCAUAAUCAUAUAGCAACUGCCUCUGCUGAUCGGACUGCUAGGUAUUGGAAUGAUCAAGGAUCCCUUUUGAAGACAUUUGAGGGUCAUCUUGACCGUCUUGCACGCAUUGCCUUCCAUCCAUCAGGGAAGUAUCUUGGCACUGCUAGCUUUGACAAGACAUGGAGAUUGUGGGACAUAGAAACAGGAGAGGAGUUGCUUCUUCAAGAAGGCCAUAGUAGAAGUAUAUAUGGUUUAGCUUUCCACCACGAUGGAUCAUUAGCUGCAUCUUGUGGACUGGAUGCUCUGGCUCGUGUUUGGGACCUCCGAACUGGGAGAAGUAUUCUUGCACUGGAAGGUCAUGUCAAGCCGGUUCUCGGCAUCAGUUUUUCACCUAAUGGAUACCAUUUAGCCACGGGUGGUGAAGACAACACUUGUCGCAUUUGGGAUUUGAGGAAGAAGAAAUCCUUGUACACCAUUCCUGCUCACUCUAAUUUAAUAUCACAAGUUAAAUUUGAGCCACAAGAGGGUUACUUUUUAGUAACUGCCUCAUAUGACAUGACAGCUAAGGUUUGGUCAGCCCGUGACUUUAAGCCUGUGAAGACACUAUCUGGGCAUGAAGCAAAAGUUACUUCUCUGGAUGUUCUUGGAGAUGGCGGGUAUAUUGUUACUGUCUCCCAUGAUCGCACCAUAAAGCUGUGGUCCAGCAACAUGACUAGUGAACAAGCUAUGGAUGUUGAUUAAGCUACUUUGAUGGGACGCCAUUUAUUAAAGGACUUUGGUGGUGGGAAUUAGAUUCAUCAGUUUUGUUAGAAACAGCAGCGUAGCCUGAUUGUGUAGCUUGGAUUUUUAGUGAUUAUAUAUUACAUUGGAAAGAUUUCAUUUGCUUGUUGUAUCACAAAUCAAGUCCCCCAACUAAUUCCGCAGUUGAGUGACUGAAACUAAAGGUUGAAAACAGGAAAAAUACUAUUAUUCUGUCACUUGAUUCAGCAAUGGGUAAA
This is a messenger RNA of Gastrolobium bilobum, 2161 nucleotides long. Its product is annotated as U4/U6 small nuclear ribonucleoprotein PRP4-like protein. Gene Ontology annotation, molecular function: U4 snRNA binding; protein binding; U6 snRNA binding. Gene Ontology annotation, biological process: mRNA splicing, via spliceosome. The transcript is spliced from 6 exons. The record is from RefSeq and is a predicted model, not a curated record. Bases 174 to 1904 code for a protein of 576 amino acids. Lineage: Eukaryota; Viridiplantae; Streptophyta; Magnoliopsida; Fabales; Fabaceae. Gene Ontology annotation, cellular component: U4/U6 x U5 tri-snRNP complex.